AUGCCUGGGUGCGUUGCCCGCAAAAGCAAUCUGCCUUACGUCAUCCCUGUGCCUGGUACAUCGUGUGCGCAGCUACCGCCCGAGGGCGCCGACGCAGCAGGACCUCUGCUCGUAGGCUGCGGGGCCGCACCGUGCAGCAGUGCGCUUCCCGCGUGCACGUGGGCCCCCCGCGGGGGCGGCGCCACGGGCGUCUUCGGCGUCGCUUUCUGCCUGGGCGUCGCGUGGGGACGCCUGCGGUGGCGCCGGCCUGGCUCGCGGAAGCCGGCCACCGUGCUCAGCGCAGCGGGUGGUUCCGCAGUGUGCCUGGUUGAUGCACCAACCCACCUGGAGGCCAGCAGUGGCCCGGCGUGGAGCAUCGCCGGCAGCCUGCCGCUGACGCUGCUGCCGUCCGCCUUCGGCGGCCAGCUGGCAGCCUCACCAGGAAGCCUCGGCGCGCCGCGUGCGGCAGGCAGCGCCGAGCUGGCGGCAGGGGCGGCGCGGGCGGCGCUGCGGGUGCGAUUCCUGUACGCUUCGCCGCUGGUCGCGGGCCCAGGGCCAGCCAACGGCAAGGUCAUGCCGCCCAUCCGGUGGCAGGAGGAGAGCGCGGCCGUGCAG
Prorocentrum cordatum is the source of this 594-nucleotide messenger RNA. The record is from the annotation of a GenBank genome assembly. NCBI's taxonomy places the organism in Eukaryota, Dinophyceae, Prorocentrales, Prorocentraceae.